UUCCUUCAGUAGUCUAUAUAAAAGAUCUUAUUUACACUGAAUCCCAACUUUGUUGCUCCUUGCAUCUCCCCUCUUCUUUCGAAAAGUUAUCUUAUUUGGUCUCUAAAAAUCUAAAGAUCCUUCUAACACUUCAGUUACUGUGUUUUGAUCGCAUCAUCUUGCCUAUUUCAAUCUGUCCUCUCUUACUAUCCCCUUCUGCAGAACUUUCAGCUUUUACUACCAUGGGUCUAGGUGGAACUAUAGAGUACUUCAGUGACUUAUUUGGCAGUAACCACAAGCACAAGGCGAAGAAGCAGCUGCAGACUGUGGAGCUCAAAGUGAGGAUGGACUGUGAGGGUUGUGAGCGCAAGGUCAAGAAGGUUCUCUCUUCCAUGAAAGGAGUGAAGUCUGUAAAAGUAGACUUGAAGCAGCAGAAGGUGACUGUGACAGGUCAUGUGGAUCCAAACAAAGUGUUAAAGAAGGCUCAGUCCACAGGGAAGAAGUCUGAGUUUUGGCCUUAUGUUCCCUACAGCUUAGUUGCUCAUCCAUAUGCAGCUCAGGCCUACGACAAGAAGGCACCUUCAGGGUAUGUGAGGAACACUGAGGCUGUGAGUGAUGCAAGACAGGAAAGUAAGCAGGAAGAUCAGAUUACCAAUAUAUUCAAUGAUGAAAACCCCAACUCUUGCUCUGUUAUGUGAGGAGGAAGAAGAAGAAGAAGACUGCAACUUAAUUGCCCAGAAAUUGGAUCAAGUGGACUCCUGAGCGUUUUAAUGUGUUGAACUGAAGGGUUUGAGGUCUGUGGCCUUCUUGUUCUUUCUAAUGCUUUUGCUUGAGGAUUUGAAGGUAAAGGGUGUUGUUUGAUAUGAUAUAUUACCAAUAGUUUCUGUCCUUGUGAUAGAACUACUUGUUUGCUUGACAUGGUUUGUUCUUCGUUUGCUGGCUCUUUAAUGACUAUUAUUAGCUUUAGUUGGUGGAUUAGUUUAGUAGUCAUCAAACUGUAAUUUAAGAAGAACAAAUUGAGAUAAAUAAAGAAGGGGAAUAAACUUCUGAAAAUCCAGCAAAUGUGUGGGCAAACAUGUUUGUAAACAUUGUACUGCACAAUUCAUUGGUCUUGGGAGUUUAGACUAUUAAUUAAGAGAUUUUGAAUUUGAAUGAA
Messenger RNA from Dendrobium catenatum, 1135 nucleotides. Its product is annotated as heavy metal-associated isoprenylated plant protein 23. The record is from RefSeq and is a predicted model, not a curated record. Bases 222 to 677 code for a protein of 151 amino acids. Gene Ontology annotation, molecular function: metal ion binding. NCBI's taxonomy places the organism in Eukaryota, Viridiplantae, Streptophyta, Magnoliopsida, Asparagales, Orchidaceae. The transcript has 3 exons.